Babesia ovata is the source of this 6096-nucleotide messenger RNA. RefSeq lists its product as uncharacterized. NCBI's taxonomy places the organism in Eukaryota, Apicomplexa, Aconoidasida, Piroplasmida, Babesiidae. The transcript has 2 exons. Gene Ontology annotation, molecular function: G-quadruplex DNA binding; single-stranded telomeric DNA binding; double-stranded telomeric DNA binding. The coding region runs from base 1 to 6096 and encodes 2031 amino acids. The record is from RefSeq and is a predicted model, not a curated record. Gene Ontology annotation, biological process: telomere maintenance via recombination; telomere maintenance via telomerase; chromosome organization involved in meiotic cell cycle. Gene Ontology annotation, cellular component: condensed nuclear chromosome; Mre11 complex.
AUGGGUUUUGUCGGCGGUGGAGAGGAAGUUAAAGAUGCAAUUUUGAAGGGUUUGCACAGUAAUGUAAGUCAGCUUGAAAAGCUUUUGAAUGCAUCUUGCGGAGGUGAGGGGUGUGAUGAUGCUGUGAAUUUCCGUGAUGGAGAUCUUAAAACUCUUCAAGAGCAGUUUAAUGAAGUUGAUAAAAUUGCAACAGAAAUUAAUAGCCUUAAUAAGCAAAAAGAUGAAAAAAGAGAGGCGCCUGGAAAGGCGCCGCCCGGCAGUGAUGCUGAGAUUGAGAGGCUUACAAAGGAAAUUGAGAAACUUAAAAAAGAAAUUUUCGCACAAAGUUCCAAGCUUAAAGAUCAAAUUACAACUGUAAUUGAGCUUGUUGAAAAGAAAAUUUCUGAACUUGAACUCAAGAAAAAUAAAGUUGAUGACCUUCAAUCUAAAGUGAAUGAGCUUAAAAAGCGAAUUGAGGAGGGGAACAAUAAAGAUGAAAAUAGGCUUAAAAAUGAGCUUAAAGUGUCUGAAGAAAGGCUUAAAGAAGCAAAAAAUGCUUUCCCUGAGAAGCUUUCAAAAUCUCUUGACUCUCAUCAGAAGUCUAUGAGGUCUCUCGAGACACUGAAAGAGCUUUGUGGAUAUGCUGGGAAAAUUGAUAAAAAUCAUAUUGACGAUAAAAGUUGUAAAAACCUUUUAGAUAACCUCUGCACAGGCCUCGAAAAAUUUCUCGGCUACAAGAAUGGUAAUUACACCGGAGAAGGAAUUGUGUACUCGGACCUUGACAGGCUGUGCGACGGGGUGAUGUCUUUCCUUCAUGGUGUUCUUGGUAACAUUCAUGGUCAUUUAGGCUUACAUAGUGAUAAGAUUCGAAGUGCAAUUGAGUCCCUUGAACGCAAUAAACAUCUUGGCAAAGAGGGUUUUAAUACUGCGAUUCAAGCAGUGGUCACGGGGGUGAACAGGUAUAAUGAGGGUGUGAAGGCGUCAAAUAAUGCUGUGAUCACGCCGAUAAAAAAGCUUCAAGAUGAGAUGGAAGACCUAAAAAAUGCGGUAAGUAAAAUUCAAGAAAAUAAUUCUUCUGUAGGUGCAAUUGACAAGAGUGUGACGGAGUGUCUCAGCCAGGCACAGCACUUUGUCGAUAAUAUUACACAAAAUAGCGCAAACGUUAGCGAUUUGUCUGAUGACUUGAAACGUAAUGUUAUUAAAGCUAAGGAUAAUAUUGAGUAUCAGCGUGGCCAACUGGGCAAAAUACAUGAGCAUCAGAAAGGGGACUUGAAGGCUGUGACAGACUUUGUUAGUAAACAGCUUGACGGUCUAAAGAGGAAUGUAUUUUCUUGCAUCGAAAAAGACGUUGGGGAGCUUGUUAGGAAACUGAAGAAUAAGGUUUCGGACAUUUUGAAACAGGUUGUGGAGGUGAAUAACAGUCUGAAAAAAUAUGUGCAGGCGCUGGACAAGUGGAUGCGUGAGAGUAACAGUCUCAUUGAAGGGGCGCAAAAUGAUGUCAAAGAGAUACGUAAGGAGGUUACUUGGCAUUCCGGUGAAGGCGAAACGUCGGAGAAUUGGAUGAAUGCUGUAAACACUGCAGAUGAAUUGAAAAAGAAAGCACAGAAACUGUUGGACGCAGCGGAGACAGCCAAAAAACAAGUUCAGAGUUUGGUGACUGUGGCGCUGGAAGGUGUGAAGACGAUGGACGACGAGCUGAAGAAGGAUUUGCACGGGGUGAGGGGGCAAAUUAAGGGAGCGAUCAUAAAGUUGGCGACGACGUUGGAAGGGAAUGUGAGAGAUGAUUUGGGGACGUUGGAAAGUGGGAUUAGGAGUGCGUUGACGCAGCAUGUUAAGAAUGUGCUGCAAAAAAUUCAGGGGGAGGUUAAUGACAUUAAGAAUAAUGGAAAGGGUCUCGAUCAAUUCGUGACUCACGUGACGGGUACGUAUGUUAAGAAGUUUAAUGGUGGAAGCGGUUUUGAAGAUGUGGUGAAGGGGUUGAUAAAAGAUAUUGUGGGAUGUAAAACGGUUAAGGAAGACAUUAAGGAGUAUGUGUCCUACGACCGUAGUGCUUUUAGUGAUAAAAAAUUGAUUCCCCGGCAAAAUGAAUUCACUGAAGGCACUAUAGUUGAAAUCGUGGAUACAAUUAUGAAUAAGCUUAAGGAUGGUGGUGAGAUAAAGAUUAAUAAUGCAACUGUUGACGGCGGUUCAACACAGAAAGACAAGAUUCAUGAAAAUGCUAAAGCUGUCCAAAAGUGUUUUAAUGAGUUUGCUACGACGCUUGGUGAGAAAAUGGAAAAGGACAACAUUAAGUCUACCGGUAUAGAUUCAUUCGUGUGGAAAAUAGUAACUGACAUUGAGGGAAAGGUGGAGAAUACAAACCAUAGGGGUAAAACACACAAGUACAUCCUACGCAACAUCGUUUUUUCCAUCCUAACCGCUCUCCACUCCACCGCCAAGCAAGUAGCUGAACAGCUUGACUUGUUAACUGGCAAUGGAGCCGCGAAGAUCAAGCACGUGGACGACGCUUAUGCAAAAGCGGGGGACCUCUACAGUAAUCUCAACACUGCCACCAACGGAGACGGCACCGCCUACGAUACAGUAGUUUCCACCUCCGGCACUGAUGUUGAACUCUCCAACUACAAACAUGAUAAGGCCGUUGAGGCGGAGCUAAAGAAGAAGUUUCCUGGUAGCAAUGGCGCUGCAGCCCUCCGCGCCGCUACAACACCUGAAUAUCAGUUUGGCGAUACUCUUAUGUCCCAAUUCCACGGCACCUACACGGACCUCAAGGAAGGCAAGAUACCAAGCGCCCCCGGUACCGGUGGCAGUGUAGUUUCUCAAGACGUGCUCGAGCAGCAGCUGCCGGCGGAAAGCGGUGAUAAAUCAACAACUCAUGUCAAGCUUAAGGACAACAAAACAAUAUUCACGAAUUACAGAUCCCACGUCGGACAAGAUAACAUUGACGGACUUACUACCACUAACAUCGAACAACUUAAAGGCCACCUUCCAGCCGCGAUCAAAAAAAUCCGAGACACAGGUCUGACGACGCUUAACAUCAUCAACCCAGGCGCUACUAAGGAUGGCAAUGAAAUUGAAAAGUCAACGUUUGAAGAUAAAUUCAACGAGAUGGAUAGACAUCUCAAUCAAUUAUGCGGUUCAGUUCGACGUGCCGUCAAAGGUCUGGAAGGAAACCUUGAUAACAUGAAAACUGUAAGAAUUGAUACUGAUCUAAAAGGCAUUACAGAAAAUCUUCGCAUCCUGCAAGACGAGACGUUGGCAAAAGCCAUCAAGGAAGCUGGGCAAUUUUUAGAUAAAGAAUCCGAAAAACUCGAAAAGGAUUGCAUCAACCAUCUCAAGUCCCACCUAAUCAAGCAAGUCGGAAUUGCCGAAUCCGCCAUCACCCAGGACCUCCGCGCGAAAUACGUCAAAUUCAUGAAGGCCCAGCUGGAAGCCUUCGCCGAAAAAUGCCAGACGGAGCUUCAACCUCUGCCGGACAAAAUUACCGCGGACGCGGACAAAGGCGCGAAGGGGUUCAUGAAGAAGAUGGAAAGCAUUGUCGGCAGGCUUCACAAGCAUGACGACGUGAGCGUAUUAUCUACCAACGCCAGCGUAGUUAUAACGGUUCUCACGGACCACGUAAAAACUCUUUUAGUUCGUAAGACUGGAAUUCGCAGUCAUGUUAAAUUAAUCUACUUGCUUGUUCACAAGAUGUUCGAGGAACUCGGUAACUCUAAACACUUCGAUCCCACAUUCACCGAUAACCUUCACACCCUAAAAUCCAAGCUUAAUGACCUAACACCUAAACAGUUCGGCGAAGAGUCCACUGCCCUGUUACAGUCCCUCAAGGACGGAAUGACGGCGCUGACCGACGUGCUGUCCAAGUGCUACAUAAACGCCUACGAGGGCGCUAAGCCGAUCGAAAAGUGGACUGAGCCUCUGACUGCUGACCAGGCAAAAGAGAAGCUGACGCCGGACGGCGAGCGCUGCGCCAAGGCGUGUCUCACCAUAGUUCCCAUCAUACGGGAAACGUUAGGUGAACUUGCAGGGCAUCUUGAAAAAGAUGAUAGUGCAUGGCGAAAGUAUAAAAUGUACACUUCCACAAAACAAGCUCGCAGCUUACAUAAAGAAUUCUUCCGUGAAAACGGUUACGAUAUCACUCUUAGCGACAGUGCCGAUAGCGGUGAACUUAAUCAUAAAGACACCUUUAAAGCCGGUGAACAUGUACUGUUUAGUCCUAAGUCUGACCCCUCAGCUCCCGGUGCUGCAGAACUAGAUGGGAUAAGCGUUGAGGUUUCCGAAGAAAAGGGCUUAAUCCCUGAACUUAAUUCAUAUCACCAAUUGUUCUUACAGGUCUGCCACCACACUCAUUUAGACUCACCCAGAGUUCCAUGUUCCAUCUACGAAAUGCUUGCGUGGUGUUGCGGUUUCCCGUUUAGUCCUGUAUUUGAGAAAUUUGAGCAGCACAUUAAUUCCGAGUUCAUGGUGGCAGAUAAGGCGGAGCCAACUAAGAAAUCAGUUAAGCCCAUUGAGGCGUCUCCCUCAAAUGUAACUGCACCUAUAACAGUAAAAGCCUUGACAAAGAUGUGUGAGAAGGCGUAUCCCGUCCUCACUUCUAUACUGGGUAAUGGGCACGCCAGUGGUAUCUACGCCGUUGAGUUCUCCAACAAUUCACUGAAGCUGUACUACCCUAGUUCCAUGGUACAAUUGCUGUGUAUGUUGUAUGAUAUCGCCAAACGGCUGCACCAACAGCUACACUUCCUAUACCAACAAUGCAAAUAUGGCUCCGACCAAAGCGGUUGGAGAGAGUGUUGGUACGGCAACCAAAUCGGUGGUUCGUCAUUCCAGUGCAACUCUCUCCAAUGUGACAACCAAGACUGUAAGCUAAGUGCUACCCAAAGCGCUACCCAAAAGGGUAACCAAAGGGCUGACCAACCAUGUAACCAGCACCCUACUUGUGGCGUGAAAUCUCCAUUACAGUCGUUCCUCGAAGACGGCCUUGUAGGUUACUUGCCACAUAACGUAUCAUUUAGAGGGACAAAUAUUACAUGUUCCAGCUGUCCCAAGUCGUCGCCUAGCACGCCAUGUAAGACGCCCAUGGGAUUCCCUGAAAUCGCUGUGACCGCGUCUCAUAGGAACACUGGAAAGCAUAUUUACGAUGUGCUUCGUAAUUUCUGUAGCCGAUCUGAUAAGCCACUGAGUCAACUGUGCCGUUACUUGCAGUGUCUCCUCCAUCGCACCCCGCAGUCGCUUGACGACAUGUGGGCAUUCUAUUACAAUUUCUUAACUGAGUGGCACGGCAAAGGCAGACGUGACGAAGUAGGUCUGAAGCAUAAGAAGGAGGCAUUUGAGAAUGCUGUCAACGCAGCGAAUUUCAAACGUGAAUAUGAAGGCUUAAAGGUGCAGUCUAUCUUGUCAACUAGUCACACAUCAAAAUCCAUGGGACAUCCCAACGGUGAUCUCUUCAGCCUUAUUUGCAAUUCAAAGCUGCGCGGCAAAUGCGGUCCAUAUUUGCAUUCGCUUACCAAUGAUAUCGCUGGCAUAUACUCAAAGAAGUAUGCUGGCAGAUAUUUAUCAUGGAUUGUUUACCUCACGCAGACAUUCUACAGCUUACUCCAAAGUCUCUACGAGGAGUGCAAUAGAACAUGUGGCGGUGAUAAGGCAAGAUGCCGUAUUGCCAAAUGCCCACAGAACUGCAAUUUUAAUGACAAAUCGUCAAUCGCAAAUCACGAUGCCGGUUGCAGUUCUAUUAUACAGUGCAAGAGUACGUCAUCGGUAUUAUGCAGAUAUGGAUUCAUGUUGUCGGAUCGGAAGACGCUGAGUGGCACAGAUAGGAAACGAACGUGCAACGAUUUCUGCAGCGUGCUAAAGAAAGUACUGGACGGGGAAUCUGUUCUUGUCAAACUAUUCAAUGCUAUAGAUGAAUUCAUGAAAGAGAUCAGAUGGCCAUUUAUGCUAACGUUAUUAGCCCUCUGGUCGCUGUCGCUCCUGUACCUGCUGCACAUCGCCGUCGUCCGCCUCGACGUCCUGAGGAUACGCUCCCACCUGAGAUCACCCUCAAGCCACCGCAUCGCCGCGCAGUCCCUCCUCGCCGCCGCACGCGUCAGGGCACUCACCAACGUCAAGUACUUCUCACCAUAA